Molecule: messenger RNA, 2855 nt
Organism: Dermatophagoides farinae (American house dust mite)
Lineage: Eukaryota; Metazoa; Arthropoda; Arachnida; Sarcoptiformes; Pyroglyphidae
Biological process (GO): mitotic spindle organization; microtubule-based movement; spindle elongation
Cellular component (GO): microtubule associated complex
Molecular function (GO): microtubule motor activity; microtubule binding; ATP binding
Source: RefSeq, a predicted model, not a curated record
CAUCAUCAUCACUUAAUUUUCAAUAAAAAAAUUUUCAUUGUUCAAAAAAUGGCUUGUACAUUUAAUACAACAUCGAUGAUGGAAUCACAACAAGAUUCUACUUAUGAUUCUUCAUCUGAAAAUAUUAUCCAAAAAAAUCUUACAUUUAAUAAAUGUGAUUCAUCGAAUUCAAUUGUUCAUGAUGAAACGUUUGAUGAAAGUAUUUGUAAUGAACAAAUAAUUAAAACAUUUCUUCGAAUUCGAUCCGAUGUCGAAAUUGAUUCAAGAUAUAAAAUAAUUGACAAUAAUCUAUCGAUCGAUAAGAAUUUGAAAACAACCGAUGAAUAUCGUUUUGAUAAAAUUUUCUAUCAAGAAUAUAGCCAAUAUGAUGUAUUCAAAGUUUGUACCCUUCCAUUGCUUAAGGAAUUCAUUGUUGGAAAAAAUUCCUUAAUAUUCACUUUUGGUGUUACUUCAUCCGGCAAAACAUUCACAAUGAAAGGCAAUGUUAAAAAUCCUGGCAUCAUUCCUUAUUCAUUAGUCAUAUUGUUUCAAAUGUUUGCUGAAGCAAUGGAAAUAAAAUUACCAACAUAUAAGCCAAUUUGUUUUUCCGAUCGUAAACGUUUAACGAAAAAUGAUCAAAAUUAUGAAGAUGAAAUACGUAAAUAUAUUGUUCAUGAUUCGAUGGGUAAAAAUGAUGGAAAAAACUUCCAAAUAACUGAAAAUUUAAUCUACAACAAUCAUUUGGAUUUGAUAGAACAAUUACAAAAAAUGUUCAAAUCGAUGAGCAAAGAAAAGCAAGAAGUAUGUAUUUGGAUUUCAUAUUUUGAAAUCUAUAAUGAUACAAUCAUCGAUUUAUUGAAUGUACGUUACAAGGAUGAAAUGGAACCAAAAAUAAUGUUCAUUAAAGAUAAUAAAGAACAAUAUUAUGUUAACGGUAUUCGACAAGUAUUUGUCGAAUCAGCCACCGAUGCAUACAUGGUUUAUUUGUUUGGUCAAAAUAAUUUGAAAAAACAUAUGGCACAAACAGCAUUGAAUCCAAGUUCAAGCCGAUCACAUUCAAUAUUUAAGAUUACAUUGAUACGUAUUGAUCAUUCGACUGCUGAAACAUUUACAUCUAAUAUCAAUUUUUGUGAUCUUGCCGGUGCCGAACGUAUUGCAAAAACUGGCAAUGUUGGCAAUCGUGCUAAAGAAACUAAUAAAAUUAAUCAAUCAUUGUGUCUGUUGAAUCAAUGUAUUUCAUCAUUGACAGGAAAAAAAGAUCAUCAAAAUAUAAUUUCAUUUCGAUCAUCAAAAUUGACACAUGUAUUACAACCAUAUCUAUUUUCGAAUGGUGGUUCAUUCAGUACUAUUAUAAAUUUGAAUCCAUCGACAAAAUUAUUUGAUGAAUCAAUUUAUUCAUUAAAUUUUUGUGAUAAUAUUAAAGCUGUCCCCAUCUCUCAAAUGCCAUCAUAUAAACGACGAAUGACCAUGGCAUUUAGCCAUAAUCUUGAAGAUGUUGAUGAAGAUUCUGAAAGUGAAGAGAUGGAAGAUGACGAUGAAGAAAAUGAAAGUGAAAUCAUCAACAACAUAAAAAAUCCAUGUAAUUGUGAUAAAUUAAAGAAAGAAAAACUAUUAUUGGCUAAAGAAAUUGAAGAAUGUCGCCAAGAAUAUAAUGAACUAAUUGAUGAACUUCGAGAUCAAAUGAAUGAACAAAAUGAAAAUCAUGAAGAUGAUUUAAAACGUAAUGAUAAACUAUGGUUGAUGCGUAUCGAUUGUAUUCAAGAUAAAUAUCAUACAGAGUUGGAUACAAAAAUAGCUAAAAUCGAAUUGCUUGAAAACCAAUUAUUUGAUGUUCAAUCUGAAUUAGUUGAAUCACAACAAAUUCAGAGUGAAUUAAUCAAAGCAAUCAAAAAUUGUGAAGACCAAUUUGAUCGGAAAAUGAAAAAAAUUGAUAUUGAAUUGAAACAAUAUGAACUGAUUUAUGGCCAAAAAUUGGAAAAAAUCAAUGGCUAUUUCAAAUUAUCAGUCAAAGAAUCAGCCAAAACUCGACAAAUAAUUCAAGAAUUACGUACAACCAAUGAAGCAAAUGAAAGUGAAAAUAAAAGUCUACAAAAAGAAAAUGAACUUUUAAAGAAUAAAUUACGUACAACCAAUGAAGCAAAUGAAAGUGAAAAUAAAAGUCUACAAAAAGAAAAUGAACUUUUAAAGAACAAAUUACGUACAACCAUUGAAGCAAAUGAAAGUGAAAAUAAAAGUCUACAAAAAGAAAAUGAACUUUUAAAGAACAAAUUAAGUAAAAUUGUUAAAGCAAAUGAAAGUGAAAAUAAAAGUUUAAUUACAAUUUUUGAUAAAAAUGCAAGUUUAGAGUAUAAAUCAAGUACAAUUGUUAAAGAACAGGAAAGUGAAAAAAAAAUUCUACGGCAAGUAAAUGAAAAUUUAAAUAAUGAAUCAGAAUUGCUUAAAAAAUCGUAUGAUGCUGGCACAUUUUCUGACAAAAAGAAAAAAAGAGCAGCAAUUCAGCAACAAAUGUCAUCUACAACUAAAAAAUUAAAACUAACCAAACAGGAUAUUUCAAGUCCAUCGGAUUUAAUUUCACCCGAUACAAUGUUUUCCGAAUUUAAAUCCGAACAAAAAUGCACACAAUCGAAUAAUGCAUAUAAUACUAGAAGCAAGAAUAAUGCAUAUAAUACUAGAAACAAGAAUCGACGAAAAUUAUUCUAAUGCAAAACAAUGAUUUUGCAUAUGAAAAUAUCUUUUGUUAAUCUAUAUCUAACAUUUACUAUCGAGGAUCUAUACGAUAAUGCAGUGUUUUUUUAAAAUUAUGAUCCACUUGAAAAAUUUUUAUUGACAAAUUUCGAUGUAUAUAUAAAGAUUAUGUCUUUAUUAAUUUGUGGAGA